Paramecium sonneborni is the source of this 1983-nucleotide messenger RNA. The record is from the annotation of a GenBank genome assembly. Lineage: Eukaryota; Ciliophora; Oligohymenophorea; Peniculida; Parameciidae.
AUUAAAUGAAUCCAAUAGUAGGCAAUAAUGUUGGAUCAGAUUAAGGUGCUAUUUAAGCUGCUUUUCCAGGAGAAUACAAAGGAUUUGCUCCAAUUGGAAGAGGUUCUUAUGCAAAAGUGUAUAGAGCGGAAGAUAAUUAUGGACAGACUGUGGCUAUAAAGGUAGAAUACUAUAAUAAUUAUAAAUAGGUUAUAGAUGUAAGAAAUAUGUAAAAGGAGAUAAUUCCUUAUAUGUAAAAUGAAAUGAAAUUAUUAUCAGAAAGUGAUAAUAAAAAUGUAAUUAAGUUGUUCAAAAGUCAUUAAUCUCCUGAUAAAUUGAUUUUGGUUCUUGAAGUACUAUUUUUAAAUUGAAAUAUAGUAUUGUUUCUUAGAUGUUGAAUUUAUGGUGAAAAGAUAUUAUAAAGGAAAAUUACCCGACAAUUUGGUAAUAAUCAUAUUGAGAUAACUUGCAAAUGGAUUAUCUUAUUUACAUAAGAAUAAAAUAAUUCACCGAGAUUUAAAAUUAGAGAAUUUUGCUGUUUAACUUACUGUAGAAGAUUAAGAUGCUUUAUAAAAGAGAAAUGAUUUGACAGUGUUUGAGAGAGCCACUUAUAAAUUAAUCGAUUUAGGAUUAGCUAAGAAAUUGGGAGAUCUUACAGCUUAAACAAGUACAUGGGCAGGAACAGAAUUAAAUAUGGGUAUUAAAAAUUAAUUAUAAAUAAAGCUCCUGAAAUUUUAAAUGAAGAAAAAUAUUCUUUUCAAGCCGAUAUGUAUAGUUUAGGAGUGUGCUUAUAUUAUAUGGUUGCUGGCAAAUAUCCAUAUUUUGAUCCUACUAAUAGAACUCCACUCUAAGAUUUAAUUAAAUAAGAAAAUGCUGAUCUUAAUCUAAUACCAAAUAUUUAAUUGAGAAGUCUGAUUCAAAAAAUGCUUAAAUUUAAUCCAAAAUAAAGACUGACCUUUUAAGAAUUAUAUUAACAUGAAUUUCUUAAAUAUAGAGAAGGAGAUUUAAUGAAUCCACUUGAUUUAGAAUUAGAUUCAAAUUAAGUUAUAUACUCUCAAAGAAUUGAAGACUCCACUUUUGAAGAUGUUCGAACAGAAUAAUAACUAAUAUAAUAAUAUACAACAAAUUAAUAUCGAAUAGAUUAACAAUAAACAUUUGAAAAAAAAAGUGAUGUUAAAUAAGAUUUUUCUUCAUCAUAAUAACAAUAAUAUUGUAAUUUUGUAUAACCUGAUACUGAAAUUUAAUAAUAUCCAAUUAUAAGCUCUGAAUAUAAAAAUGUAUUUCCCAAUAAUACUUAUGAUCCAAUUAAGAAAUAAAAUGAUUAAAUCAUGCAACUAUAUCAUAUUAAAAAUUAAUAUGCAGCAAUUAUGAAAUUGGCUGAUUAUCUUGAAUAAAUAAUACCGAUUGUAAAAGGAACUAAACUUGAUUUUUUUACAAUGGAAUCCAAAUUUAAUAUGUAUAUUGAGUAUCUGAGAAUGGUUUCAAAAUAACUUUACUUAAAAUUAAAAUAGAGAUUCUAAUUCUAUUAACCUAGCUUAGGGUCUUUUGAUAGAUAUUAGUUAUUAGAAAAACAAGUAAAAUAGGAAGAUUAAAUAAAAUUUGAUAACAUUAAAAUUAAAGAAGGAGAUAGUAGUGGAAUGAUUUCAUGGUUUAAUAAAAAAGUUUUUAAAUCUAUUAAAUGCGAACCCCAUGAUUCAUUGAACUUUAAUUAGCAAUAUUAAUAAAAUAAUAUUGAAUUGUAUAAAGAAUUGUUAAAGAUGUUAUAGGAUACAUUUUAUAAAUAUUAAGAUGACUCAGAUCCUAAAUUAAAAAGAAUAAAAUGUUUACUUUAUUUAUCCAUGAUAAAUACAGCUAGAUCUAGAGUUUUAUUUUAGGUAGAAUUAUAAAAUGUUGAUUACAAAGCUGAAGAACUUUUAUUAACUAAGGCUCGUGAUGAACCAGAUACUCUAUCAGAAAAAGUCACAUCUAUUUUGGCUUAAUACAAUUUAAAUUAUGACUGAUCAA